AGCCAUCCACUGCCAAGGAGAGCACUUCGCGUUACCGUCUGCGGUUUUGAAUAUUUUUUGAUUGUGAUCGAUCCAGUGUGUGUGUGAAACGAAAACAUCCCGAAAACCAUGCUGAAAUUCGCUCUUCCCUGCCUGGCCCUGCUGGCCGUGAGUGGAGCUCUGAAGAUCCACGACUACCACCAGGGGCACGAGGAGUACGAGCACCAGGAACACCACGAACACCACGAGCCGGAGCACCACGCCCACUACGAGCCGGAGCACGAGGAGACGGAGCUGCACCACGAGGUGGACCACAAGCACGCCACGUCGCACCAGAGCGUCAAGUUCCACCACUACCACGCCGUGCCCGUCUACAUCAAGAAGGAGGACCAGCACCUGGUGAAGAAGCCCAUCGAGAUCGGGGGCACCAAGCAGAAGUUGAAGAUCCUGCACCCGAAGAGCGAGCACAAUCACAACCACGGCCUGGUGCUCGAGAACCACAGCGAGUCGCACGUCCAUGAGCACGGCCACUACGAGGAGCCGGUGCACCACUCGGAGCACUACGAGCACUACUCGCACCACGAGUAGGCUUCGGAUUCGGAUCGGAUCGGAUGAGCAUGUGGAUUCUGGACCCGAAUCGGGAAUGCCAAAUGAGCUGUAGGGUUUCGCUAGCGUUUAAGUUCUUUCUACAAUAAUUUUCUUGUGUUAAUAAAGCGUUUACCUAGAUAAAGUAUAGACUACCGUCCAA
Molecule: messenger RNA, 727 nt
Organism: Drosophila suzukii
Lineage: Eukaryota; Metazoa; Arthropoda; Insecta; Diptera; Drosophilidae
Product: histidine-rich glycoprotein
Source: RefSeq, a predicted model, not a curated record